AUUAAAAAAAAACCACAAGCCAUGGAAGAGCUCACGGCGUUUGUCUCCAAAUCCUUCGACCAGAAAAGCAAAGAUAAGAAAGAGGCGAUCACAUACAGAGAGGUCCUGGAGAGCGGGUUAGCGAGGAGUCGGGAGCUGAGCGGAUCCGAGUCGAGCUGUCAGGACAUCACAGAGAACAGCCACUGUCCGCCCCACAGCUACAGGGACCCCGAGCCCGAGAACCGCACACUCAGGGAACCCAACCCGGGCAGGACUUCAGAAGGAAUCUACGAUUGUAAAGAGAAACGGGAGGAGGUGAAGUCUGAGGAUGAGGAUGGACAGACUAAGUUGAAGCAGAGACGGAGUAGGACAAAUUUCACACUGGAGCAGCUGAACGAACUGGAGAGACUUUUCGAUGAGACCCACUAUCCGGACGCUUUCAUGAGAGAGGAACUGAGUCAGAGACUGGGACUGUCUGAGGCCAGAGUCCAGGUCUGGUUUCAAAACAGACGAGCGAAAUGUCGAAAACAAGAAAAUCAAAUGCACAAAGGAGUUAUACUGGGCUCGGGAAGCCACAUGGACGCCUGUAGAGUUGCUCCGUACGUCAACAUGGGUGCUUUAAGGAUGCCCUUUCAACAGGUACAAGCUCAGCUGCAACUGGACGGAGUAGCCCACGCCCACCCCCACCUGCACCAUCACCUGGCCGCCCACGCCCCCUACCUGAUGUUCCCCCCGCCCCCCUUCGGCUUGCCCAUCGCCUCCAUCGCGGAAUCGGCAUCGGCGGCAGCAGCAGCAGCAGCCGCCGCCGCCGUGAAGACCAGCAGCAAGAACUCGAGCAUCGCCGACCUGCGGCUCAAGGCCAGGAAACACGCCGAGGCCCUGGGGCUCUGACAAUCACCAUCAGCGGGUCCUCCUCACCAUCCCUACCAGCCUCCAGCACAGUGUGCAGGUCCCGCCACGGGCGAGCAGUGCCAGGCAUGGCAGCUCCAGAAACUCUUGUACCAAUGUCAGCUGCACUACAUGAUGCAAAUGCAAGAUCCCAAUAGCAUGGCAGGGCUUCAGGGGCCCUUUUGAACAGCCA
Molecule: messenger RNA, 1060 nt
Organism: Callorhinchus milii (elephant shark)
Lineage: Eukaryota; Metazoa; Chordata; Chondrichthyes; Chimaeriformes; Callorhinchidae
Gene: shox
Product: short stature homeobox
Exons: 5
Coding region: 22-870 (282 amino acids)
Biological process (GO): regulation of transcription by RNA polymerase II
Cellular component (GO): nucleus
Molecular function (GO): DNA-binding transcription factor activity, RNA polymerase II-specific; sequence-specific double-stranded DNA binding
Source: RefSeq, a predicted model, not a curated record